This is a messenger RNA of Sinocyclocheilus grahami, 1168 nucleotides long. RefSeq names its product deoxyribonuclease gamma-like. The transcript is spliced from 9 exons. The record is from RefSeq and is a predicted model, not a curated record. Gene Ontology annotation, cellular component: nucleus. Gene Ontology annotation, molecular function: DNA binding; deoxyribonuclease I activity. Gene Ontology annotation, biological process: DNA catabolic process. NCBI's taxonomy places the organism in Eukaryota, Metazoa, Chordata, Actinopteri, Cypriniformes, Cyprinidae. Bases 15 to 968 code for a protein of 317 amino acids.
CUGCAUAAUCUGACAUGUCAGCUCUUUAUAAACUACAAGGUUUUCCUGUGUACGAACAAUGGAUACUUAAAUUGUCUGUUAAACUUCCUUCGGCGAUUUACAACAGGAAAAUGGCCGACACCAUGAAGAUCGCAUCUUUUAACAUCAGACGUAUGGGUCCAAGCAAGCUGUCAGACCAAAAUAUUGUAAAAUAUCUCAUUAAGAUCUUCUCUCGGUACAGUAUAAUCAUUCUUCUUGAGGUGGUGGACAAAUCGGGCAAAUCUAUAGCCAAAUUUCUCCAGGAGCUCAACAGCACCAGAGCUAAUAAGAAACGUCCCUUCACUAUGGUGGGAAGCUCCAGGCUGGGACGGACUCUUUAUAAGGAACAGUUUGUCUGUUUCUACAGAAAAGAUGAGGCCGAACUGGUCGACACGUACCAAUACGAAGACAAUCAAGUGGGUGACGAGGACGCUUUCUCUCGAGAGCCCUUCAUCUUGCGUUUCCGCUGUAAACACACAGUGCUAAAAGAUUUGGUGUUGAUCCCUGUUCACACAAAGCCCAAAGACUCACAGAAGGAACUGGAUGAACUAUACGACGUCUUUCGGCAUGUCAUGGAUAUAUGGAAAACGGAUAACGUCAUGAUCCUUGGUGACUUCAACGCGGACGGUGCCUAUGUCUCCAAGAAGAAGAUGAAGACCAUCAGGAUCCGCAGUGAUCCCAAUUUCCACUGGCUGAUUGGGGACGAUGUGGACACCACAGUUAUCCAGUCCAACGACCACACCUACGACAGGAUUGUGGUGUAUAAGGACGACAUGUUAAAAGCUAUUGUUCCAAGAUCUGCAAAACCUUUCAACUUCCAGGAAGCCUACAAACUUUCAGAUGAAACUGCCCUGGACAUCAGUGAUCAUUACCCAGUGGAGGUGAGUCUGAAGAAAUCAUCUGCGGCAAAGACCAGCGGCAAAGCCAAAACACAGAAACGCAAAGCAUGAUGGGAUGCCGAUGCACACUGUAUGGGAUCUUAACUUCAUUCUACUGAGGGAGAGAUGCUACCUCUUCAUAAGAUAAUUCAGGCAUUAAAAAUAAUUUAAAAGCAGUUAUCUUUUCAUGCUAAUUUAAUGAAAUUUACAUUUCAAUAUAGUUCACAUGCUUAUAAAUGUUUGAAAUGACUGUGAAAUCUCAAAAUAAACUU